Molecule: messenger RNA, 1197 nt
Organism: Fusarium subglutinans
Lineage: Eukaryota; Fungi; Ascomycota; Sordariomycetes; Hypocreales; Nectriaceae
Product: nascent polypeptide-associated complex subunit alpha
Exons: 7
Coding region: 1-1197 (398 amino acids)
Biological process (GO): proton motive force-driven ATP synthesis; protein targeting to membrane
Cellular component (GO): cytoplasm; nascent polypeptide-associated complex
Molecular function (GO): proton transmembrane transporter activity
Source: RefSeq, a predicted model, not a curated record
AUGUCGAACCCCCGCGUUGAAGAACUUCCCGACGAGGAGCCCAAGAAGACCACCGUUCAGGAGCACGAGGAUGACUCCAGCGACGACUCCGAGGUCGAGGAGGUCGGCGAGGGCCAGCUCCCCGCUGGUUCUACUGUGAUCCACAACCGCAACGAGAAGAAGGCUCGCAAGGCCCUCGAGAAGCUGCACCUCACCCGCAUCCCUGGCAUCACCCGUGUCACUCUCCGCCGACCUAAGAACAUUCUCUUCGUCAUCAACAACCCCGAGGUCUACAAGUCUCCCAACAGCAACACCUACAUUGUUUUCGGUGAGGCCAAGAUUGAGGAUGUGAACGCCGCUGCUCAACAAGCUGCUGCUGCUCAGCUCGCCUCCGCCAACGCUGAGGACCACUCUGGCCACAACCACGGUGAGCCCAGCAAGGCUGCCGAGACCUCUGAGGAGAAGAAGGACAAGGAGGAGGAGGAGGAUGACGAUGAUGAUGAUGAUGACGAGGAGGUCGACGCUUCCGGACUCGAGGAUAAGGAUAUUGAGCUUGUCAUGACCCAGGCCAACGUCAGCCGCAACAAGGCCGUCAAGGCGUUGAAGGAGAACGACAACGAUAUCGUCAAUUCCAUCAUGGCUCUAAUCAAUCAAGAUUAUCCUCUCCGCUCUCUCGACAUCGUAACCUUCCUCAAAAUGGCGACUCGAAGCGCAGCUCUCAAGCUUGACUGGACCAAGGUCACCAGCUCCCUCGGCCUCCGUGGCCAGACCGUUGCCUCCCUGCAGGCUUUCAAGAAGCGCAACGAGGACGUCCGCCGCAAGGUUCAACAGCUCCAGGAGCAGCCCACCACCGUCGAUUUCUCCCAGUACCGAUCCGUCCUCAAGAACCAGGCUAUCAUCGAUGAGAUCGAGAAGCGUUUCAGCGCCUUCAAGCCUGUCACCUAUGAUGUUAGCCGACAACUGAAGGCCAUCGACGCUUUCGAGGCCGAGGCCGUCAAGAACGCCGAAGCUACCAAGGAGGCCGUUGACCUCGAGCUUAAGGAUCUUGCCGCUACCCUCAAGAACAUCGAGGAGGCCCGACCAUUCGAGGAACUCACUGUCGACGAGGUUGCCGCUGCCGAGAAGUCUAUCGACGAGAAGACUGCUCAGCUCGUUUCCAAGGGCCGAUGGAUGGUGCCAGGAUACAAGGAGAAGUUCGGUGACUUGGCUGUGGUUUAA